Molecule: messenger RNA, 1982 nt
Organism: Oncorhynchus tshawytscha (Chinook salmon)
Lineage: Eukaryota; Metazoa; Chordata; Actinopteri; Salmoniformes; Salmonidae
Product: STKc_CK2_alpha domain-containing protein
Exons: 13
Coding region: 192-1370 (392 amino acids)
Biological process (GO): protein phosphorylation
Cellular component (GO): protein kinase CK2 complex; nucleus; cytosol
Molecular function (GO): ATP binding; protein serine/threonine kinase activity
Source: RefSeq, a predicted model, not a curated record
CCCCAGGAUCGUGUUUGGGAAACCCGGAAUAGUGCCCAUCAAAUGAAAUACAGACAAGCGCCACCCCGAGGAGUGGAAGUCUUGAGGAACUGCCUUCCUUUAUCGCAAACUGGUUGCCGGAGUUCGGUGUCGCCAUAUUUUCAAUCCGAAGCUCUGAGAGGUCCUGAGGCAGCCUUUACACCCACCUGAACAUGUCUGGCCCGGUCACCAGUCGAUCCCGGGUUUACCCCGACGUGAACACACAGCGACCCCGGGAGUACUGGGACUACGAGUCACACGUUGUGGAGUGGGGGAAUCAAGAUGACUACCAGCUGGUGCGAAAGCUCGGCCGAGGCAAAUACAGCGAAGUGUUUGAAGCCAUCAACAUCACAAACAACGAGAAAGUAGUAGUCAAAAUACUCAAGCCAGUAAAGAAGAAGAAAAUCAAGCGAGAAAUCAAGAUUCUAGAAAACCUGCGAGGUGGCCCCAACAUCAUCACACUUCUAGACAUCGUCAAGGAUCCAGUGUCCCGGACUCCAGCCCUGGUUUUUGAACAUGUUAACAACACAGACUUCAAGCAAUUAUAUCAAACGCUAUCAGACUACGACAUACGGUUCUACAUGUACGAGAUCUUAAAGGCCCUGGACUACUGUCACAGUAUGGGCAUCAUGCACCGAGACGUCAAGCCACACAACGUUAUGAUUGACCACGAACACAGAAAGCUUCGCCUUAUAGACUGGGGUUUGGCAGAGUUCUACCACCCUGCUCAGGAGUACAACGUACGAGUGGCGUCCCGAUACUUCAAGGGUCCAGAGCUGCUAGUCGACUACCAGAUGUACGACUACAGUUUAGACAUGUGGAGCUUGGGCUGCAUGCUGGCCAGUAUGAUCUUCAGGAAGGAGCCUUUCUUCCACGGACACGACAACUACGACCAGCUUGUACGAAUCGCAAAAGUCCUGGGCACAGAAGACCUUUAUGACUACAUCGAUAAAUACAACAUCGAGCUAGACCCACGGUUCAACGACAUUCUGGGCAGACAUUCCCGUAAACGGUGGGAGAGGUUUGUGCACAGUGAGAAUCAGCACCUGGUGAGCACCGAGGCUCUGGACUUCCUGGACAAGCUGCUGCGCUACGACCACCACGCCCGCCUCACAGCCCGGGAGGCCAUGGACCAGCCCUACUUCUACCCCAUUGUGAAAGACCAGGCGAGGAUGGGCUCUACAUCAGGGUUGUCGACUGGUUCUACCCCAGUCAGCUCCUCUAGUAUGAUGACAGGCAUCACCUCCAUGUCCUCGUCGCAGCCCCUGGCUAAUGUGGCGGGCUCUCCUGUGAUCUCCUCCCCCAGUGCUCUGGCCACUCAGGUCCCAGCCGCUGCCGGGGCCCAGCAGUGAACGGUGCCCUCAGCCUGGGGCCUGGGAUGGACCCUCUGUCUGGCCUGGCCUACCCAGCCAACCACCAUUUUUAUGUUGAGUAUAACAGAGACAAAGGAAAAGAUAUUAGGUUCCCCUUUUUUUUUCAUACAAUAAUUAUAUAUUGAGAUCCGGGGGAGAGAGAAGAGAACAAACAUUUACUUGCGUCUGUCUGGAUAAAAAACGUAGCUGCGUUCUUUCAUGAUGACGGUGUCUAGAAAUGCAACUAUGUAGAAAGUAAGCAAAAUGGACAAUAAAAAUGAUUUUAUAUGUCCCUAAAGUACAUGUUUGUUUUCUAUGGGUCAGAGGCUGUUGAUUUUCUAGUUCUUUUUUUCACAUCAAAUGACUCAUGGGCUGCUUGUAACACUUUGUUAAUUACGUUUUCUGUUGGUCAUAUUUUCAUCAUUGAAUUUCUCUCAAUAGAACAGCACCACUGAUUUAGUUAUUUCAGUGUCAUCCCUAAUGUUUUUAUCACGAGGCAGUGUCACAAUGAUUAUGCUUGUUAUUUGGUUGUGGCUAUUUCAGGCUCAUUGAACUAACUUUUUGUACUUGAGUUACGCUGACAUAUGACUGUUUAUAAAAUGUAUUCAAUAA